Messenger RNA from Paramacrobiotus metropolitanus, 1606 nucleotides. RefSeq lists its product as uncharacterized. The coding region runs from base 363 to 1352 and encodes 329 amino acids. The transcript has 5 exons. Lineage: Eukaryota; Metazoa; Tardigrada; Eutardigrada; Parachela; Macrobiotidae. The record is from RefSeq and is a predicted model, not a curated record.
GGUAACUGAUGAGGUCGAUCUAGAUGUUGAUGUUGCUUCCCGUUGGAGGAGCAGAGCAGAGAACCAAUGGCAGUGAGCAACGUGGCUUUAUCAGUGCGCAAGCUAUCUUGAUCUUUACAUUGCAAUUUGCAACAACUACACGUGUAAUCUCGUUUAUUUUGGCUCAUUAUGCAAGCACAUCAAACGAGAAUGUAUGUAUUACAUCAGUUUGCUAAUAACUUAUGUCUGCACUAGAGCAUAACCAUGAAUUACCUUGAUCUGGGAUCUGGGUGCUCUUAUAUAUUCCAUGUAUCGGGAAAUAUGGUGCAGACAUUCUCGCAAGUUAAGGAGACUUUUUCCGACACCAACCAAGUUAUCCCAACAUGACGUUUUCAAAAUCUUAUCACAUUUUUUUCGUUUUAUAUGCGUUAAGCACUGCAUUUAGUGGAAUCACUGCUGUGCCGUACCAAGAUUACACUGUGCGGACAUGCGACGAGAAAGUAUUCCUGGAUUGCCCGACCGCGGGUUCCGGAAGUGCCGGACGAAUAACGUUCUAUCCACAUAUUACCGUUAACUCCACGCCGAAUAAUUUCCCGUACAACAAUUACGGUUAUACGGAUCACUGCGAUCCGUCCAGUUCGUGCAAGCUGACGGUACUGAUCGACGACCAUUGCGCCAGCCUGAUGGCCCAAGGUGACGAGUAUGCCCUCUACUUAAACCUUAGGUCCAUCGAUAUUCCGGCGUUUUCCAGUCUGGAGAUCUACGAUGCGGUCCACCAUGGUGACCCCGUGCUGCGGCGUUCCUGGGAUGGGCAACGCGGUUGGCAGAAUAAGAAUCCAACGUCCUUCGCCCAGUUCCGUUCGCAGUCUAUGGAACGUCUCAAUGUGUUCAUCGAGUACCGUCAUGGCGGGCUGUGUCGUACAACGCGCGAAGUUGUAUUUGAUUUUGUGAUAGUCGAAGCAAAGCACACUGUGAACAACACCUACUGCUACGCUCUGAAUGGCUACGUCAAUAACAAGUAUAUUUGCGACACGACGGAUGAUCGUGUGAAUUGCCCGACAAUCCUGUCAGAUACGACGAAAGCUAUGGAACCGGCGUACGCGCGACAGUUUUGCUGGCCGAGUUACUGGGUGAUGGGCGGAAUUGUUGUAGCAGCGGUUGCUGCCGUGGCCCUACUGGUCGCAAUGGUGGCGCUGUGUCGUCGUCGCUGUCGCAAAUGUUCAUGUAGCUGUCGUCCGCGAAAGAUUUGCAGCUGGUCCAGUCAGCGGCAGUGCGAUGUCUGGAGCCCGUACUGUACUUGCGCUAUCAAGUAUGAUAUCCAGUGUGAUACCGGGACUGAUGAACGACUUCUUGCCAAGAAGAACCGAUUCUGAAGACUAAGUUCUUAUUAGAUUGCAGCCCGCAUCGGGCCUGCAGUUCAGCAACUGCAGAAUCUGUUUGUUUUUUGACUUUUAAUUAUUGUUGUGUUUGUUAUAACUUUAUUCCGUACAAAGCUUAAGAUAUAAAUGGCAUUCCAUCUAUUUUACACAUUUUUCAAUAUCUGUUUGUUAUUGCUGCUGCAGUUUAAAUUAAUACAGCACAUUGUGUUGCAUCUAGCUGUACUCGCACUUUAAGUAUGAAUAUUGCU